CCCACACACAACAUGUCAAAUAAUAAUGAUUCAGCUUGUAUUUCUUUCCUUUAACAAUGUAUUUAUCUUUACUCCCAAGUGAAAUACUCGAUUUGAUUGUAUCGAAUAUAUUAAAUGAUAAUAAAAAAUAUCAAUGUCUUCAUGUCUGUAAAAAUUGGUAUCGAGCGCUUCGUCCAUCUCUUUAUAGGAAUGUAGUUUUGACAAGUCGUCGUCAAUUUAUACAAUUCUUAAAUUGCAUCCAACAAAGUGAAGAGAUCCAUCUUUAUAUACGACAUUUGUAUAUGAAAGAUAAUGUAGGAUUAUCUCAGAAUGAAAUUGAGUCUUUACCCUAUUUAUUUCCUCUACUUGAAUCACUCUAUUUUAAUCCUAAAUUAUGGAGAUAUCAACACAAUGUAUCCUCCUAUCAUGUAAUAAAAAAGAAUACAUGGAAGAGAAUGAAGGCAUUACCGCCGUUAGAUUGUAUUCAGACCUCUUAUCCUUUAUUAUCUGAAUAUGGAUUUGGAUUAGAGGAACUCAUACUCAAGGGGAAUAUAGUCAAUCCCAUGCAUAGAACAAAAUGUUCUACAAAGGGAGCAACGACUAGUGCUUUACUUCAUUUAUUGACUCUUACACCCCAUCUUAAACGGUUAACCAUGUAUGGUCGAGAUCAUUUUAAUCUGAUUACAUCCAGACAAGCAAAUGAGAGAACAGAGUUCACAUUAGAUGAUAUCAUCCAUUUACAUGCACUGUUACCUAGUCUAGUGCAGUUAACAUUAAUCGAUGUUGUGCUUACAAUCUCAUCGUCGCCAUUGGAUCAGAUACCUGCUAACCAAAGGAUGCGAAAAUUAGAUAUCAACCAUAGCUCUUUAGCUCACUCUACCUGGAUUGAAAGUAUUGCUAAAUUAUAUCCUCAUAUAGUCGACUUGAAUUUGAAUGUAAAGUGGGAUCCAGCUUAUAAACAAACAUGCACUUGGAGAGAUAUUGAGUCUAUUCAAGAAGGAUUUCAUCGAAUUGCUACUGAAUGUCGUUCACUUGAAUCAGUGAAUUUAGGACAAUUAGAAUCUGUCUUGAAGAUAACGACCGAGAGUAAAUUCUUUGAUUCAUUAUCAAGGGUAACAUCAUCAGGUCUAGUCGAAUUAAAUAAUAUAUGUCUUGAUAGAAAUAUGUAUGGGAAAUUGGCUUCAAAUUCCUUUGCUACCUUUAUGGCAUGUACAAGUCCUAUAAAGACAAGAACACUUGGAGUUCAAUUAUGGCGUGAUUUAGGAAAUAUAGAAAACGUGAUGAAAACGAUCGGGACUUGUCAUCGUUUAACUGAACUUGAGCUUAGUUGUGGUCGCUAUUGUUAUUCAUGGAAUUAUGGAUGCGAUAUUGACACGAUUGUAAAAUAUUGUCCUCAACUUGAAAGACUUAGUUUAAGUAUAGCUCGACUUGGCUAUUCUAAAAGAGACGAAGGUGAUGGUACGAUCACUGUUUCUAAUAUUAAAUCAAUUUACUUGAAUCAGAUUCAUUUUACAACAGAGGCUAUGCAUGCCAUAGCUAAAUAUUGUCCUCAGUUAGAAUAUUUUGAGUUAAUUCAUUGUGUAAAAGAUAAAGAUAGCUUAGCAAACAAGAUUCAUAUUGCUUUACCUUAUCAACAUUUAAAAACGUUAAAAUUAGAACACGUCUAUCUUCGACCAAGUCCCUAUGUAGAAAAAUGUAAUAUAGAUGCUGCUCUAUUAGCUGUUAAUUAUUCGAAUAGAAAUGAACAUGAUUGGAAGAGACAAUCUAAAAGACUUUGUACGAGAUGGUAUCAUUUAUGCUGUCAAAGAAACAAGUCAACUACAACAAAGCAUGUUCGACAAUUAAGAAGACUUGAUUAUAUAAAAUCAGAAAAAGUAAAAAAUUAUGUUAUGAAAUAUGAAGAUUGGGACCAUUUAGAAGAGAAUUCUAUUCGUAGAACAUAUCGUGAAUUUGAUUACUGGGAUAGUGAUAUCCCUUAUGGAUUUGUACAAAUUGAAUGUAAAUACGUAGAUAAUUUAAUUUUUAACGAAGUAAUAUUGUAGUGACGACAGCAGCAGUAAUAGCAGUAGCAGUAAUAGCAGUAGCAGUAGUAGCAGUAGCAGUAAUAGUAGCAGCGAGCGGAUAACUAAUUUAUUUAUAUUAUUA
Messenger RNA from Cokeromyces recurvatus, 2124 nucleotides. RefSeq lists its product as uncharacterized. The record is from RefSeq and is a predicted model, not a curated record. Bases 57 to 2021 code for a protein of 654 amino acids. The transcript has a single exon. Gene Ontology annotation, cellular component: SCF ubiquitin ligase complex. Gene Ontology annotation, molecular function: protein binding. Lineage: Eukaryota; Fungi; Mucoromycota; Mucoromycetes; Mucorales; Mucoraceae. Gene Ontology annotation, biological process: SCF-dependent proteasomal ubiquitin-dependent protein catabolic process.